AUGAGAGGUAUCCGCCCCAUGCCCCCCAAGAAGCGAUAUCGCGAUUCCGAGGAUUCCCAAACAACUGCAGUUUCCUCGCUUUCCGAGUACCAAGCUGAUUGGGUUCCUGCUUCCCCUCAUGCUAACGAUCGUCGUGACGUUGCGACCCAAACCACUCUGCUUGACGUCCUUAAUAUGAAUCCUAGUGCGACUUCCCGGCAGCCAGGACUUCCUUCCUUGAGAAUUUCGUUCAUAAUGACGACCCAUGUACAAAUCUUACCUCGUAGGCCUCUGGGAGGUUAA
Messenger RNA from Laccaria bicolor S238N-H82, 282 nucleotides. RefSeq lists its product as uncharacterized. The coding region runs from base 1 to 282 and encodes 93 amino acids. The record is from RefSeq and is a predicted model, not a curated record. Lineage: Eukaryota; Fungi; Basidiomycota; Agaricomycetes; Agaricales; Hydnangiaceae. The transcript has a single exon.